This is a messenger RNA of Naegleria fowleri, 1461 nucleotides long. RefSeq lists its product as uncharacterized. The transcript has 2 exons. The record is from RefSeq and is a predicted model, not a curated record. NCBI's taxonomy places the organism in Eukaryota, Heterolobosea, Eutetramitea, Acrasida, Naegleriidae. The coding region runs from base 1 to 1461 and encodes 486 amino acids.
AUGAAGAAAACUCACCUCUCACAACAGUCUCUUCAAUUCAAGCCCAAAAAGAUGGUUCUGCAACUCGUGCCAAGAACGGAACAACUCUACAAGGAGAUUAGUGCUAGAGGAUUCAAUCCGGGAAUACAGAUCAAAUUCAAAGAAACCAAACCAGCAUCCUAUGUUGUACAGUAUCUCAUGUCUCGAUGGAGUACCAUUCUUUCUCUUCUUUCAGUCAAGGAAGUCAGAAUCUAUCCUCGUAAGAUCAACUUUGGAUGUGCCACUCACAAUGGUUGGGGAAUGGAGAGUUCUCAACAUGCCAUGAGUAAGGUGAAACGAGAAGUUCAGGCUUUUCAUUUGCAUGGUUCUGCUCAUCUUGAUCAACAACCUUUUGAGCAACCACAACAACAGUCAUCGACCGAUGAGCCUUUCAUCAUGGAAUAUGAUUUCAUUUGUGGACAACCUGCGAAUCAACAGCAGUUGCCACUUGGACAACUCCAUAACUCACAAAGCCAGGAUCUGAAAAAGGGCAGCACUUCAACCACCUUAUCCGUGGUGUCCAGUCAUUCUUCAUUCCAGAAACCACCACCUGUCAGUCAGAAUUCUGUGAUUGCCAUUCCUUCGGUUGUGCCUCAAAAGAGUUGUUCAUCAACAACCACUUCAACUGGAUUUAUCACGUCUUUUGCAGAUGUGAGCCAUGUGCUAGAUUCCAUGAGAAAUGCACAAGUCGUGCAACCUUCCUCCAUUGGUACUGUAAGGACACUUUCCGUCAAUUCUACUUUGCAACACUUUCCUUCUGUAUUGCCUUCCAAUAGCAACACUCAGGCACCAAUAGUGUCACCCACCAAGAGCACCUCGUCACGAAAGAGAAAGACGAAAGAAGAAUCAACCAAUGCAACGAGUAGUGCUCCCACAACUACCUCUCCCAAGAAGAAACGUACUUCAAAGAAAAAGAAAGACACCUCAACCGUAGUGCCACAGAACACCACUCCUCUUCCUCCUCCAGUUUCCUCUCAAAACAAACUUUUAAUUACUCCUUCUCAAGUAGAGGCAAGUUUAAGUAAUUUCCUCAACACUGCCGAUCUCAAUUCUCAAUUUUCACAAUUUAACAACAAGCUCAAUAACAAUUUGGAGGGUUCCAAUUUGAGCGAAUUAUUUAACUUGCAUUUUGGUUUCUCCUGUAAAGAACAAACGACCACAAAUUUUGGAUCAUUGUUUGGUGGCAGCAGCGAAGUGUUCAACAUGAAUCCUCAUGGACGUCCAUCCUCUUCUGGUUUUUCAGCUCACCCAAAUGCCUUCAAGACAAACGGUAGCAAUCUUGUCUCAACCACAUCUUUUGUAAAUACCAUGACUCCGUCAAAAACAUCUAACAUUCUUCAUAUCAUUAGCAAUAAUGACUCGUCUCUCAUUGCCAGCUUGAGAGAAAAGUCGACUGGAACGAUUGGACCCAUCGAUGAUUCAUUGCAGUCUCUAUUUGCAUGA